AGCAUCAUGUGGGAAGUACCACUUUGUGAUUCCUCUUUGUCUCCAUCUACGCAUCAUCAUCAUCAUCUUCCCAAUCCCCAUUACCAAACUCUCUUUCUACACCCACUUUCCAUUUUCUCCAUCACAACCAGACACACACACAGACACCCUUCCUCAAAACAUGGACACACGUUUUCUGUUAUUCUCCCCACCGCCUCCGACCAACCUUCACCACCGUCACCGCCUCCUCCGCUCACCAAAACCUUCAACAACAAUCCAUCACAACAAAACAACAUCACCACCUUCAACAAAACUCACCAGCAGAACCAGAAUCCACAGCAAGUUUGGAAACUUCCUUGAUAUGAUGCCAGAGUACCAACCAGAAGCCUUAGACUUCGACCUUCCAUGGUGCCACCCCUCCGACCGGGCUCGCUUCGACGUGAUCAUCAUGGGUGCCGGCCCGGCCGGCAUUCGAUUAGCAGAGCAAGUUUCCCGUUAUGGAAUCAAGGUUUGCUGUGUUGAUCCUGACCCUCUGUCGAUUUGGCCUAAUAACUAUGGUGUUUGGUGUGAUGAGUUUGAGAGUCUUGGACUUGAGGAUUGCUUGGAUAAAACAUGGGCUAUGGCUUCUGUUCACAUUGACGAAGGGAAGACUAAGUAUUUGGAUCGUUGCUAUGGGAGAGUUAGCAGGAAGAAGCUGAAGGAGAGACUGGUUGAAGGGUGUGUCUCCAAUGGGGUAAGGUUUCACAAGGCGAAGGCGUGGAAGAUUGUGCACCAGGAGUUUGAGAGUAUGCUUCUGUGUGAUGAUGGGACAGAGCUGAAGGGGAGCUUGAUUGUGGAUGCAAGUGGGUUUGGAAGUGAUUUUGUGAAGUAUGAUAAGGUGAGAAACUGUGGCUGUCAGAUUGCUCAUGGUGUGUUGGCUGAAGUGGAGGAUCACCCUUUUGAUUUGGACAAGAUGGUUUUGAUGGAUUGGAGGGAUUCCCAUUUGGGGAAUGAGCCUAAUUUGAGAGCUAGUAAUUUGAAGGUUCCAACUUUUUUGUAUGCAAUGCCAUUUAGUUCCAAUUUGGUGUUUCUUGAAGAAACUUCACUUGUUAGCCGUCCAGUGUUGUCUUACAUGGAGGUGAAGAGGAGAAUGGUUGCAAGGUUGAGACAUUUAGGCAUGAGAGUGAAAAGGGUAUUGGAGGAUGAGAAGUGUUUGAUUCCAAUGGGAGGGCCUUUACCUAUGAUCCCACAGAAUGUGAUGGCCAUUGGUGGAAAUUCUGGGGUGGUUCACCCUUCCACUGGUUACUCGGUAGCUAGGUCAAUGGCUCUAGCACCUGUUAUAGCUGCUGCCAUAGCUGAGUCUCUUGGCUCCACCAGAAUGAUUAGGGGGAAACCUCUUUAUGCUAAAGUUUGGAAUAGCUUGUGGCCUAUUGAGAGCAGACUCAAUAGGGAAUUCUACUCUUUUGGAAUGGAGACUCUGUUGAAGCUUGACUUGAAUGGAACUAGGCGUUUCUUUGAUGCAUUUUUUGAUUUGAAACCUUAUCAAUGGCAGGGGUUCCUCUCUUCAAGGUUGAGUUUGAAAGAACUUAUUUGGUUAAGCUUAUCACUCUUUGGACAUGCCUCAAAUCCAUCAAGGUUUGAUAUUGUCACAAAGUGUCCUGUGCCAUUGGCUAAAAUGAUGGGCAAUAUGACUUUGGAUUCCAUUGGAUGAUGGAAUGUUGUGAAAUACAAUUUUUUAUCUUUCCUUGUAGCUGAACUUGCACAUUGAUUUGUUGAAUUAUCAAAGCUGAUAAUUUAGCUUCUAAAAAUCAUUUAUAGAAUGUGAAAUAGGCAGCCACUUAUUAUGCAAA
This is a messenger RNA of Lotus japonicus, 1808 nucleotides long. RefSeq names its product capsanthin/capsorubin synthase, chromoplastic-like. Gene Ontology annotation, biological process: carotenoid biosynthetic process. The record is from RefSeq and is a predicted model, not a curated record. Gene Ontology annotation, molecular function: oxidoreductase activity, acting on paired donors, with incorporation or reduction of molecular oxygen. Lineage: Eukaryota; Viridiplantae; Streptophyta; Magnoliopsida; Fabales; Fabaceae. The transcript has a single exon. Bases 161 to 1669 code for a protein of 502 amino acids.